CAUGCAUCGCGGACGCGGAAGCUCAAAGGAAUCGCUCGUUAACCAACUCGCCUACGAGUAACUCAACAUAGAGAGAGAGAGAGAGAGAGAGAGAGAGAAUCUAGCAAAUUUGCGAGCUGAGAGCUGAGCAAGAUACCUAUAAUUUUACUUUCGAGCAUUCAAGGUCUGAGCUUUGGUGAAGAUUGUGAGGUUGUUCUUUCAAUUAGCAAGCUUCAAAGUUCUUCAUACCGAUAAUCGAAACAGAGGAAAUUAAGAUUGCGCACUUGAUUCUGUCGGAGGAAGAGGAUUACUCUCCACAGUUUUCAUAGAUUUCGACAAUGGGUUCAUUAGAGGAACAAAAAACUGAAGCAACUAGUACCAAACCUCCUGGAAUUCGGUUCUUAGAGUACAUUAGGAACUCUGCUGUAUCAUUCAGAACCUACCAGACCAUUGUCCUAAUUGUGACAUUUUUUGCUUACGCUAGCUAUCAUGCCACUAGGAAGACCACAAGUAUAGUCAAGAGUGCGCUUGACCCUAAAGCAUCCCAAGUGGGCUUGAGCUUCUUUCAAUGGCCAAGGAACAACUUCCUGAGAUCGAAUGAAAACAAAACGGUCUCGAAUGUCCUCACCGGUGGUUGGGCGCCUUUUAAUGGAUCAGAUGGCCCUGCAAUGCUAGGGGAAUUGGAUGUGGCUUUCCUCGCAGUUUAUUCCUUGGGAAUGUAUUUUACUGGACACUUGGGGGAUCGGCUUGAUUUGAGGAUCUUUUUGACAGUGGGAAUGGUUGGGACUGGUCUAUUUACUUCACUAUUUGGGUUUGGGUAUUGGUUUAAUAUCCAUAAUUUCUACUACUUCUUGAUAAUUCAGACGAGUGCAGGUCUUUUCCAGGCAACUGGAUGGCCUUCAGUGGUUGCAGUAGUUGGAAAUUGGUUUGGGAAGAAGAAGCGUGGAUUGAUUAUGGGUAUUUGGAAUGCCCAUACUUCUCUUGGAAACAUAACAGGAUCUCUGGUUGCUUCAGCUUUAUUGAAGUAUGGUUGGGGUUGGUCCUUCGCCGUUCCUGGUCUCCUUAUUUCUUUUGUUGGGUUGGUGGUGUUUCUGUUGUUGCCAGUUACUCCAGCUUCCGUGGGAGCUUCUGAAAAAGAAGAAGAUGAAGUGCAAUGGCCUAAGAAAAAUGUUGGGGGAGUAACAGAACCUUUGUUAGGAUCAGAGUCAAAGGUGGUUAAGGACAAACCUGUUGGGUUCAUAGAAGCAUGGAAAAUUCCUGGGGUUGCUCCUUUUGCUCUUUGCCUCUUCUUCUCCAAGCUGGUGGCUUAUACAUUUCUCUAUUGGCUUCCAUUCUACAUUACCCAUACAGCAAUCGACGGUAAGUAUUUGUCCGAUGAGACGGCAGGUAGCCUGUCUACAAUGUUUGAUGUUGGAGGGAUAGUUGGUGGGAUUCUUGCUGGCUACAUUUCAGAUCGCCUGGAUGCUAGAGCUAUUACAGCAGCAAGUUUCACAUACUGUGCAAUCCCAGCACUAUUUUUUUAUCGGAGCUAUGGAUAUGUCUCCUUGUCUGUGAACAUUGCCCUCAUGUUCGUCACUGGCAUGCUUGUUAAUGGCCCGUAUGCCCUUAUUACAACAGCAGUGUCCGCAGACUUGGGUACGCACAGCUCAUUGAAUGGGAACUCGCGAGCAUUGGCAACAGUUACAGCAAUCAUAGAUGGAACAGGGUCUGUGGGAGCUGCAAUUGGACCAUUGCUUACUGGCUACAUUGCUGCAAAGAGCUGGAAUGCAGUAUUCAAUAUGUUGAUGAUGGCCGCUCUGGUGGCAGGGCUUCUUCUAACAAGACUAGUGGUGGCCGAGGUGGCUGCAAAGAUUCAGUUUUUAAGGUCACAAGGUUGCACUCAGUCAAGGCCUGAAGCUAGCGUGGCUGAAGUGUGAUUUCUUAGUAAGGGAUGAAGAGGGUGUUGUGUGUUGUUCUUGAUGUGUGAUCAUCCAGAAUGUAUAGAUCUGAUUGAUUGCCCCUGAUGAUUAGCUGGAUGAAGGGGUGGAAUGGCAUGUUGCAGAACCUCUCCUUGUGUUUGAAAGACAGUAGAGGUCUGUCCUCCAUGAUCAAAAUUGCCAUUGGAGGAGCGGAGCAGGGCCGGGCCGGGCCGGGCCGGGCCGGGGCCUUGUAUACAUAUACAGUUAUAUAAGCACACACGUUACCUCUGUUAACUUUAUCAACCAAGUUUGGUAUGGAAAGAAAACUCCAAACCCCCCCCCCACCCCCCCUCCCCUCCCCUCACCUUUUUUUUUCUUAUUUUCAUCCUCCUAGUUGGGCAAGGAAAAUCUGAAUCUGUGGCACAGGUAGACUAGAGCAAUGCUGUGAUCUAUAUUAGGGAUGGUUUUUCCCCUCUUCUUUACUGGGAGGUCUACGAACUUUCACCUCUCACCCGGCCGGAAAUAGAGCCCAACCCCCUUUGUUUCAAACAUUUCUGCAAGCAGGGGGGUCCAAAGUGUUGCCCCCUCCUGUUCAAGGUCAGGUUGCCUAACUCCACAAAGAAAAAUAAUCAUCUGUUUUUCUCAUCCCUGUUUUUCCUUGUUUCGCUAUCUGUAGAACGUGACACGUGAACAAUUUUAAGAUCAACGCACCGGAUGUAAUAAUCUUCAUCCAAUUUUGACCGUUGAUCUCUUUGUUAUCCACGUAUUGCGUUCUACAGGUAGCAAAAUAAAGAAAAACAUGGAUAAGAAAAACAAAGGAUUUUGAUCCCUCCACAAACACCCAACCUUCUUUUUGCUUUUCCAGAAAACAAAGAAAGAAAAGUACCCAAAACAGAAAGUUCUAGGUACCAAUACCGAUACAGAAUGUAUUACCCAAAAAGUGGCUUUUUCUUAAGUCCAUUCAGGUCGAUAUUGUCCAUUGUACAUCGGUAUCAAUUAUGAUUAUUAAUCAAUAGGACUCCGAGGAUUUUAAGACUUCAAACACGUGAGGUAAUAAAGGUUAUAUGUGGAGGUCUAAUCAUGACUAAAUGAAAAGAAAAAAUUAAUAAAAAGUACAAUGAUUGAUGAUA
This is a messenger RNA of Macadamia integrifolia, 3007 nucleotides long. Its product is annotated as putative glycerol-3-phosphate transporter 1. The record is from RefSeq and is a predicted model, not a curated record. Gene Ontology annotation, biological process: phosphate ion homeostasis; transmembrane transport. Gene Ontology annotation, molecular function: transmembrane transporter activity. Bases 318 to 1895 code for a protein of 525 amino acids. Gene Ontology annotation, cellular component: membrane. The transcript has 4 exons. NCBI's taxonomy places the organism in Eukaryota, Viridiplantae, Streptophyta, Magnoliopsida, Proteales, Proteaceae.